GUAAACUAUUAAGUUAAGGAAGUGAGGAACUAAGAAUGGAGUUACGUUAAAGUUGAGGACCAAAUCUACCAACAUAAAAAAUAAUGAGACCAUGCAGCAAAUAACAAACCCAGAUGGAACCCAAAAAUUCUAGAGGUUAAAGACGAAUCACCAGAUAUGAUGAAUCAUAUGAAGUCCUGGAUGGUCGAAUCCUUUUCUGAGGGUCAACUCUACCUCACGAUGCCUUUCUAUCUCUACUAAUUUGAUGUGGAUUUAUGAAUGAUUGAUUAUGCUGCGAUUGCGAUUAGCGUAUGCAUUCAAAGAUUAACUCGACGAACCUCGGUUUUAGCCAAGAAGGAAACAUGGGUGGAAAAUUAUUGGAACUCGAUGGAUCAUCAAUCAAGUUUAUAUGUGAAAUCAAGAAACAAAGUACCUCUUCAGUUCACAUCUCCAACAUAUCUGAUGAGUAUGUUGCUUUUAAGGUGAAGACCACAUCACCAAAAAGAUUUUGUGUAAGACCCAAUUCAGGCAUCAUUAGCCCAAAGUCAGAAUGCAGUUUCACAGUUACUAUGCAAGGUCUAAGAUCACAUCCUUCUGAAGUGGAGUGUAAGGAUAAAUUCUUGGUUCAAAGCACAGUUGUCGAUUCUGGGACAAAAGAAGAAGAUAUCACUGUUGACUUAUUCUCCAAAAGCAGUGGUAAGUAUGUUGAAGAGAAGAAGCUCAGGGUUGUUCUAGUUAGCAAGCAAGAUUUACCAGUAGAAGAACACAAAGAUAAAGAGUUGGAGAAACAACAUGCUAAUGAAGAAGAUUCACAUAAAGAACAUAAACACAAAGUGUUGGAAAAAAAACAUGCUAAUGAAGAAGAAGAUUCGUGUAAAGAACAUAGACACAAAGUGUUGGAUAAAGAACUACCUCAUGAAGCUUCACAUACAGAACAUAAACACAAAGUGUUGGAGAAAGAACCUCCUAAUGAAGCUUCACAUAAAGAACAAAAACACAAAGUGUUAGAAAAAGAACCAGCAAAUGAAGCUUCAUCAAAAGAACACAAACAUAGAGUGAUGGAAAAAGAACCUUCCAAUGAAGAGCACAAACAUGAAGUGUUGGAGAAAGAACCAUCUAAUGAAGCUUCACAUAAAAAAGAACACAAACACAAAGUGUUGGAAAAAGAACCAUUAAAUGAAGCUUCAUUAAAAGAACACAAACAUAAAGUGUUGGAGAAAGAACCUUCUAAUGAAGUUUCACAUGAACACAAACACGAAGUGUUGGAGAAAGAACCUUCUAACGAAUCUUCAAUUAAAGAAGAUGUUUUGGUGAAAAGAGACAAAAAUGUUUUCUCAGUGGAUAAGCAAAUUGAAGAUGCUAAGGAAGUCAAAAGUGGUUUGACCAUAGAGGAGUCAAAGUUAUCUGAUGGGAAUAAUGUACCCAAGAAUUCGAAGUUUAAGCCUGUAAAGAUUGUGAAAGAGGAUCCAGAAACGAGGUUGAGAUUGUCUAAUCAACUCAAGGAGUUGAAACUGAAGGAAAGUACAUUAGAAAAUCAACUCAAAGAGGCCAAAUCCACCAUCUCUAGCCUAACCUAUCAGAACAGUAUAAUCAUUGAAGCUAAAGAGACCCUUCAGUUGGAACUGGAUAGGAGAAGUAAGAAAGGUUUCUCCUUUGUGUUUGUUUGUGGGGUGUCACUCAUUGGUUUGAUAGGCGGAUACUUCUCAGAUCCUUAAAUGAUACAUUCAUAAAUUUUCUCCAUUUUGUUUGGAAAAUUGGAUGUUUGCAUUUCUUAACUUGUACUUUGUAAUUCGAAAGGACCGGUAAAUAUAUAUACUAUUUCUUUUUUCCUUGUGUAAAUCUGUGGAAGUUUUCAUUAUUUAUAACAAUUGUGCUUGUAAAUAA
Messenger RNA from Lactuca saligna, 1863 nucleotides. The record is from the annotation of a GenBank genome assembly. NCBI's taxonomy places the organism in Eukaryota, Viridiplantae, Streptophyta, Magnoliopsida, Asterales, Asteraceae.